AUGGCUAAUGCUCUCAUCUUUGGCGCGUCCGGUAUCUCAGGUUGGUCGCUUCUGAACCAAACCAGAAUAUAUCCAUCUGAAAAGGCAUUUAAGCGAAUCACUGGCACAACAAACCGCCCACUCGCCCUUGGUCAUGCGCUUAUCCCUGAGGAUGAUAGGAUCAAGAUUGUCUCCGGUAUUGAUUUGAGGGCUGGAGUGGAAGAGGUUGUGGCAAAGCUUCAGGGCCAGAUCCCUGACAUUGCCACAGUAACUCAUGUCUUUUUUACUGCAUACAUUGAGGAGAAGACUCCUGAAACGAUGAAAACAACAAACACACAUAUCCUAGAGGUUGCUAUCCAGGCUGCUGAGAAGGUUGCACCUAAUUUGCAGACAUUUAUUCUGCAAACUGGCGGAAACGGAUAUGGAUUAGAGUUUCCAGACCAAGUGCAAAUCAAGACGCCCUUGUCCGAGUCCUUGCCUCGUAUUCCAGAGCCAUGGGCAAGCAAGGUAUUUUACUACGCGCAGCAUGACCUACUCGCAGCGGCGUCACGGAACAAGAAGUGGACAUUUUCCGAGAUUCGACCAGAAGUCAUUGUUGGCUUUUCACCGUCAUCGAACUUCAUGAAUCUGGCACAAGGGCUUGGCGUUGUCUUCUCACUCUACAAGGAGGUGAAAGGGGCGGAGGCCUCAUUUCCAUUCCCGGGAACCUUGCGUGGCUAUAACGCCACUUUUACGGACACCUCCCAAGACAUACUCGCCAAAAUGGAGAUCUUUGCCGCCCUGAAUCCGGAGACAUGUGGUAAUGGCGCUGUCAUCAACGUCGCGGACGGGCCGACCAUGACUUGGGCGCAACUAUGGCCCAGACUCUGCGAGCAUUUUGGACUUGUUGGGACUGGUCCUCAGGACAGUGGUAUAUCUAUACAGGACUUUGUGAGCAAACACAAAGAUGCGUGGGUUGAUAUUGCUAGGAGGCACGGAUUGAGUGAAAAUGUGGUCGAGAAUAUGAAUUGGGCAUUCAUACACUUUGUGCUAGUUGACGUUGCCUUUGACCGCGAGUAUGAUCUGGCCUACUCCCGAACGUUGGGAUUCACUGAGAAGGUCGACACUGUGCAUGGUUACAUCACCGCAUGGGAACGGAUGAGGCAGGCAAAGAUUCUGCCGCCGAAAGGCUUCUGA
Clonostachys solani is the source of this 1155-nucleotide messenger RNA. Lineage: Eukaryota; Fungi; Ascomycota; Sordariomycetes; Hypocreales; Bionectriaceae. The record is from the annotation of a GenBank genome assembly.